Molecule: messenger RNA, 1506 nt
Organism: Protobothrops mucrosquamatus (brown spotted pit viper)
Lineage: Eukaryota; Metazoa; Chordata; Lepidosauria; Squamata; Viperidae
Product: unconventional myosin-Vc-like
Exons: 12
Biological process (GO): actin filament organization; vesicle transport along actin filament
Cellular component (GO): cytoplasm; actin cytoskeleton; vesicle
Molecular function (GO): microfilament motor activity; ATP binding; actin filament binding
Source: RefSeq, a predicted model, not a curated record
AUGUGCAUCUGGUGGCAAAGAGCCGAUUGUGUGAAGAGGACUCAGUUCUCAGUUUUAGCGGCUCUGAGAAUCCCGUCCUUUAUUCCGUAUUUCACACAAUUAAGCCACCAAACACUCCAUGAUGUUUGCAUUUUUCCUUUCUUGUUGUAGUAUAACAGAGUUUGGAUCCCUGAUGCUGAAGAGGUUUGGCAGUCGGCGGAAAUUACAGCUAAUUAUAGGUCUGGAGACCAUAUUCUUCACCUCCAGCUGGAAGACAGCACAGAGCUGGAUUACCUCGUGGAUCCUAGUGCUUUGCCACCUUUACGAAAUCCGGAUAUUCUUGUUGGAGAAAAUGACCUCACAGCUCUUAGUUAUCUCCACGAACCGGCCGUUUUGCACAACCUUAGAGUUCGCUUUGUGGAGUCCAGGCUGAUCUACACCUAUAGCGGGAUAAUUUUGGUCGCCAUGAACCCUUACAAAGAGCUGCCAAUUUACGGGGAUGCCAUCAUUCAUGCUUAUAGUGGUCAAAAUAUGGGAGACAUGGAUCCCCAUAUCUUUGCGGUGGCGGAAGAGGCUUACAAGCAAAUGGCAAGGAACGACCGAAAUCAAUCGAUUAUUGUAAGUGGGGAAUCGGGAGCGGGCAAAACAGUUUCUGCUCGAUACGCCAUGAGAUAUUUUGCGACAGUCAGCAAAUCUAGCAGCAACGCUAAAGUCGAGGAUAAAGUGUUGGCGUGCAAUCCGAUAACAGAGGCGAUUGGAAAUGCUAAAACUACUCGCAACGACAACAGCAGUCGCUUUGGAAAAUACAUGGAAAUCAGUUUCGAUAAGAAGUACCAGAUCAUUGGGGCAAAUAUGAGAACAUACCUGCUCGAGAAAUCCAGAGUUGUUUUUCAGUCAGAAAAUGAAAGAAAUUACCACAUAUUCUAUCAGCUAUGUGCAUCGGCUCCGAGAGCAGAAUUUAAGCAUCUUCAGCUAGCAAGUGCUGAAGAAUUUAAUUAUACCAACAUGGGUAGAAACAUCGCCAUUGAAGGAGUGAAUGACCUGGCCGACAUGAAAGAAACUCAAAAAACGUUCAGCCUGCUAGGCCUUAAGGAAGAUUUCCAGAUGAAUGUUUUUAAAAUACUCUCCGCUAUUCUUCAUUUAGGCAAUGUACAGAUCCAUGCUGCUGGCGAUGAAAAGUCUUUUGUUAAUGUGGAUGACAAACAUCUUACUAUAUUUUGUAAACUCCUGGGAGUUGAAAGUGAUAAAAUAGCUCAGUGGCUUUGUCACAGGAAAAUUAUUACUACCUCUGAAACCGUAGUAAAGCCAAUGACGAAACUCCAAGCUGUAAACGCCCGGGAUGCUUUGGCAAAGAAGAUUUAUUCUCAUCUUUUUGAUUUCAUUGUGGAACAAAUUAACAAGGCCUUGCAGUUUUCAGGCAAACAACAUACCUUUAUUGGUGUUCUGGACAUUUAUGGAUUUGAAACUUUUGAUCUGAAUAGCUUUGAACAGUUUUGCAUCNACCUUUUCGCUUUAGUCAGAAAAUGA